CCGACACAAAACACACCUGGUAGCUGGGAUCCCUACCUACCAAACCCCAAAAACACCUCAAACUUGCCUCCUGGAUCUCGUCAUUCACCUACAGCAUGUCGUUCCAGUCUAAUGGCAGACGGAACCGCGGUGAAGAAGAUGAGGUCUGUCCUGUGUGCAAGUCAUCACGGUACCUCAAUCCAGAUAUGCGUUUCCUUAUAAACCCGGAAUGCUACCAUAAAAUGUGCGAGUCAUGCGUGGAUCGCAUCUUCUCGUCAGGUCCAGCCCCAUGUCCAGUUGCCGGAUGCAAUAAAACGCUUAGGAAGAACCGGUUUCGGAAACAAACCUUUGAGGAUAUUGGCGUAGAGAGGGAGGUCGAUGUAAGGAAAAGGGUCAUGCAGAUAUUGAACCGCCGCGAGGAUGAAUUUGACAACAAGCUAGCCUACGACAACUUUCUUGAACAGCGCGAGGAUAUAAUAACUAACCUGGUCUCCGGCAUCGACGUCGCAAAAACGGAAGCCCAACUCUCCCAAUACGCCGCAGCGAACUCAAAAUCUAUCCGCCGCAACCAAGCGCUCGAAUCCCAAGAAUCCGCCGCUUUCCUGCAACAUCAGUCCCUCGAACAAGAGCAAAUACGAUUACGCCGUGAAGCAGCACGGCAGGACUACGACAACGAAAGACGUGCCAUCCUCUCCGGACGAGAAGACGUUCUCAACCGCCUGGCAACAGGCACCGUGGAAGAUGCAGAAGCCAUCGCAAAAGAGGGCAGGCAGGGCAUGCUCAAGAAGUCCUCGGCCCGGCGCAGCGAAGAGGAGCGCCUCAAACGAAAACAAGGAGCUCUCCUAGCCGAAUCUAAACGUGCCCAGGCUCUAGCAGACGCAGCCGACAAGGGCAUCGCGCCGGCCUUUGAUUCAGACCUCGUCAAGGGCUUGCGGAAGAUCAAGACGCCCGAGCCGGAAAAGCCAUACGACCCUUUUGGUGGGAUCAGGCUCGACGGCCGCGAUUAUUAUCAGCUUCAAGACAAUUACCCGUCUACGUAUCUUGAUCCAAUCAAGGAUAAUUCCCAGAUGCUUGCAGGCGGGUAUGACUUGAGGGAGUACUAUGCGCGUACAUUGCUGGAAGCAUUUGCUGGUCUGGGAUGUUUCAUCGAUGAAGAAAUUGCCGCGAGAAAUGCUUCGGCGAACCCGUCGCCGACGGGACUUGCGGCGUCAGCUGCGGCGAGUACGCCUAUUCCAGUUGACGAGGAAAUGUUAUGACCACGUCUUUGUUCAUUCGGGUUACUGUUUCCAUUUCCUAGCCAAACUUUGUCAUCCUUGUAUAUCGCAUACCGGACCUUGGCUCUCUCGUCUCUCUCUUCUCUUUUUUCAACCGAGCAUCAUUAUCAUACCAUAGCGCCGGAGUUUAUGGAAGUUCGUUUGAUUUGGGCUUUAUGGGAAAAUGGGAUUGGUUAAAUAACUAGGUUUUGCUUUUUACGCUCGUGGAAUAAUCAUGCACUGGAUGCAACUCAGAUACAACUAGUAGUAGUUGGGAAGGGGGUUCCUUUCCAGCUGUGGUUUCUAUGCUUUGCAAUAAUUUAGCAUUGCCAUGUAUUAAAUAGCCUACGACGAAAAUCUUCAGCACUAAAAGCCUCAAGUAUAUGGAAUAAUCAAAAAGAACCGUAAAGGAACAUAGAAGCGUUGAAAAAUGGCUGGAAAAAUAUCAACAUUUUAAAUCU
This is a messenger RNA of Histoplasma capsulatum G186AR, 1693 nucleotides long. RefSeq names its product CDK-activating kinase assembly factor MAT1. Gene Ontology annotation, biological process: nucleotide-excision repair; positive regulation of cyclin-dependent protein serine/threonine kinase activity; regulation of transcription by RNA polymerase II. Gene Ontology annotation, molecular function: cyclin-dependent protein serine/threonine kinase activator activity. The record is from RefSeq and is a predicted model, not a curated record. The transcript is spliced from 3 exons. Gene Ontology annotation, cellular component: transcription factor TFIIH holo complex. NCBI's taxonomy places the organism in Eukaryota, Fungi, Ascomycota, Eurotiomycetes, Onygenales, Ajellomycetaceae. Bases 96 to 1235 code for a protein of 379 amino acids.